ACCCCCUUAGUGAAGUGCACGAACAUAAGGGCGGAUAGUGCUAUUUGAGAUCCGACCCUACGAUUCAGGCAGAAGCGUGACCGGAGCAGCUAGCAGCGUUACUGCGUCUCAGGCAUCUCUGAACGUCCAUAACAACAGGUCUGUAAUGGAUGCCCUGACUGAGGCGCUGUCCUCCAGCUUCUGUGUAACCAGAGAAGCCAACAGCACCUCAGCCCCGCAUCCCCGCCUGGCUCAAUACAAGAGCAAAUACAGUGCUCUGGACCAGGAUGAGCGACGGAGGAAGUUCCUGAAGGAGCAGAAGGAGAAAAGGCUGAACUAUGUGAAUCAUGCCCGCCGUUUGGCAGACGGAGACUGGACAGGGACAGACAGUGACGAGGAUGAGGAGGUGAAACAGAAAAGUCAGCAGCAGGAUGAAGCGGAAGACGAAGGGAUGGAGGUCGAGCAACGCAAAAAGUUGCCAAGGCACUACGCCAACCAGCUGAUGUUGUCAGAGUGGCUGGUGGACGUCCCUGCGGAGCUUAGCGCUGACUGGCUGCUGGUGGUCUGUCCUGUAGGGAAGCGUGCGCUCAUCGUGGCAUCUAAGGGUUCCACUUCAUCAUACACCAAAAGUGGGUACUGCGUGAACCGUUUCCCUUCUUUGCUACCAGGUGGAAACAGACACAACUCGGCUUUGGGGAAAGAUUACACCAUCCUAGACUGCAUUUACAGUGAAGUGGACAGGACGUACUACAUCUUGGAUGUGAUGUGCUGGAGGGGGCAUCCAGUUUACGACUGUUCAACCGAGUUCCGGUUCUACUGGUUGCAGUCGAAGGUGGAAGAGGUAGAAGGACUGUCUGACAUUUGCAAGCGGAACCCUUUCCGUUUUGUGAGUCUGACCAGCAUCAGCUGUGCAACAGAGUCCAUUCAAAAGGCCCUGGCACACGACUACAGCUUCAGCGUGGACGGGUUGCUGUUCUACCACCGUGAGACUCACUACACCCCGGGCAGCACGCCGCUGGUGGGGUGGCUCAGACCCUACAUGGUGAAAGACAUCCUGGGAAUCGAGGUGCCGCAGUGCCCCCUCACCGCCAAGCCGGACUAUGCUACACACCAGAUGCAGCAGAUCCUGGAGCACAAGAAGCCGUCCAGUCAGGUUCGGCCUGCGGAUCAGAACGGCAGGUACGAGUUGGAGCAUCUGUCCACGCCAGAGACGCAAACAGGAAGCAGCAACCAGAAAGAAAGCAUGGAGAGCUGACUGCUAGCCGCUCAGAAGCUACUGGUUUAGUGUCACGGGCAAGAGCGCGGGGAUUUGUUCAGUGUUUUCUGAAACCCCAUUGAUUUUAGAUCAGCUCAGUGACUGCUUUUGAAUUCAGCAUUCGUUACUGAUCGGUUAAACUUCCCUUACUGCUUCACGCAACAUUUUCACAUUGUUUCUUUUGUCUUAGCCUUUACCAUUAGGUAAAUCUGUUCAAAUCGGUUUACUACUACAUGAUUUGAUGCCAUAGCGCCAGGAGGACAUGAAGAAGCAAAGAAAAUCCACCUCGGGUUAUCAGCUGCACGCUCGAAUUACAUGGAAAUCACAAUACUCCAUUCUGUGUGCAUGUGAUAUAAUAUUCUAUAUUAACGCCUUUCUGGAAUAUUAUAUUUUGAAAUUUUAAAAUUACAACAUCCUUUUCUUACGAGGACACUUCAGACUUUUAACGUUAUAUUAAGAAACAUAUUUUAAUUCUAGACAUUUUGGAUUAUUCUAGAACCCCCUUCCCCUCUUUUGUUUGUUUGGGGUUUUUUUUAUGAGUAUUAUUUUUUAAGAUAAUUUAGCUUUAAAUUGCUUGUGCAGGUUCCCUGUGGAUGCUUGACUUAAUAAAAUGCAAAAAUGAACACACUUCUUAUAUAGUGAACUAUAUUAAUGUGAAAACCAUUCAGAUUCUGAAACGUAAAUUCUUAAACGUAACCAAACAGUUUAAUUAGAUUCACUAGUCGGGUGAAGAAACUGCUGCUGUAUGAAAUAAAUGUCAUGUUGGAGUCAA
Hemibagrus wyckioides is the source of this 2006-nucleotide messenger RNA. It is a transcript of the gene snupn, whose product is annotated as snurportin 1. The record is from RefSeq and is a predicted model, not a curated record. Gene Ontology annotation, molecular function: nuclear import signal receptor activity; protein binding. NCBI's taxonomy places the organism in Eukaryota, Metazoa, Chordata, Actinopteri, Siluriformes, Bagridae. The transcript is spliced from 9 exons. Gene Ontology annotation, cellular component: cytoplasm; nucleus. Bases 146 to 1234 code for a protein of 362 amino acids. Gene Ontology annotation, biological process: protein import into nucleus; snRNA import into nucleus.